Messenger RNA from Corylus avellana, 2082 nucleotides. Its product is annotated as protein DETOXIFICATION 46, chloroplastic. Gene Ontology annotation, biological process: transmembrane transport. NCBI's taxonomy places the organism in Eukaryota, Viridiplantae, Streptophyta, Magnoliopsida, Fagales, Betulaceae. Gene Ontology annotation, cellular component: membrane. Gene Ontology annotation, molecular function: antiporter activity; xenobiotic transmembrane transporter activity. The record is from RefSeq and is a predicted model, not a curated record.
CUUCCUCUCUCGCUCUCUCACAGAGCGCAGUACUGUUCUCCACCUCAAUAUUACCAGCACAAAAUGCAGCUCAAAACCCUAGCUCGCCCUUCCCUCACUCCCAUCCAAAACCCCAAUCUUCAACGACGGCUCUCUCGCGCUUCAAUUUCCUUCAACACCCAACUCUCAUCUCGCCGCCUCAGCAACCCCAUCGCUCCGCCGAGCAUUCGCAUCUCUCCGGAGAAGAUUCGCCGCAGUAGGUUGGUAGCCGCCUGCGUUGGUGGCCAGAGCAAUGAACUCCUCGAAGAUGUCGAGCUCGAAGCUAUUGCCAGCGAGAGUGAUGGCAAUAGCAAUGGCAAUAUUGGCAAUGGCAGUGUCGUGGGAUCGAAGAGGGAGGAGUUGGAGACUCAGAGCAUAUGGAGCAAGAUGAAGGAGAUUAUGAUGUUCUCGGGGCCCGCCACGGGGCUCUGGAUCUGUGCACCCUUGAUGAGUCUCAUCUCCACGGCUGUGAUCGGUCGGGGAAGCUCAACCGAGCUUGCUGCUUUAGGUCCUGGAACGGUCUUUUGCGAUAAUAUGAAUCUUUUGUUCAUGUUCCUUUCAAUUGCCACUUCAAAUAUGGUCGCCACUGCGCUUGCCAAACGGGAUAAAAAUCAAGUGCAGCAUCAAAUAUCGAUCUUGCUCUUUGUUGGGCUGACUUGUGGGACUUUGAUGCUUCUGUUUACACAGUUCUUGGGUUCAUGGGCACUAACUGCUUUUGUUGGGCCAAAGAAUGUGCAUAUUGUGCCUGCAGCAAGCAAAUAUGUCCAGAUUCGAGGCUUGGCGUGGCCUGCAAUUCUUUUUGGGUUGGUUGCUCAAAGUGCAAGUCUUGGCAUGAAAGAUUCCGUGGGACCUCUGAAGGCUUUGGUGGUAGCCAGUGCUGUUAAUGGCUUGGGUCACGUAGUCCUGUGCAAUAUGUUACGUUUUGGUAUAACUGGCGCAGCAUGGUCAACAAUGGCAUCACAACUUAUUGCAGCUUAUAUGAUGAUUGAAGCUCUGGACAAGAAAGGAUUUAGCGCUUUUGCCAUCUCUAUUCCAUCACCCAGUGAAUUUCUGCAGAUAUUUGCGAUUGCUGCUCCAGUGUUUGUAACAAUGUUCUCAAAGGUGGCUUUCUAUUCUCUCAUGACAUAUUUUGCUACAGCUAUGGGCACAAAUACGGUUGCAGCUCAUCAGGUCAUGAUUCAAAUGUACGGUAUGUGUGUGGUAUGGGGUGAACCUCUCUCUCAAACUGCACAAUCAUUCAUGCCAGAGUUAUUAAACGGAGUUAACCGAAGUUUGGAGAAGGCUCGAAUGUUACUAAAGUCGCUGAUGAUUAUUGGAGCUAUACUUGGAUUAGCAAUAGGAACUAUCGGAACGUUUGUUCCUUGGUUGUUUCCCAAAAUUUUUACACAUGAUCCUAAUGUCAUACAAGAGAUGCACAAAGUGUUGAUUCUAUUCUUUUUUUCAUUAGCUGUGACACCUUGUACUCAUAGCCUUGAGGGGACAUUGCUGGCUGGACGGGAACUAAAAUUUAUUAGCUUAUCAAUGAGCGGAUGCUUUUCUUUGGGUGCUCUUCUACUGCUGCUUGUAAAAGGAUAUGGUUUGACAGGUUGUUGGGCUGCACUUGUGGGAUUUCAAUGGGCCCGGUUUUUCCUUGCACUCCGGCGCCUUCUUUCUCCAAAUGGCAUGCUGCACUCCGAUGAUAUGACCCCCUAUGAACUGGGGAAGCUCAAAGCUGCUUAGUUUUGGAAUCCGUAUCUUGAUACACGAGAAAGGAAAUUGAUGAAGUUGACAAGGAUGUUAAGCGCAAUAUUCUUGCUUGCAGACUGCAGUCUAUUAUCCAGAUGGGCAGAUCAUUUUGAGCUAGCUGCUAAGUGACAGGUUAUAUUCAUUCUUCGUUGUCUCUAUGAGGCUAAUAGCAUAAGGGGCUAGAUAAUCUCUAGUGUUUGUUUCCCCAAAGCAAAAGGUGAUAGAUAAUCUCUAGUAUUUGUUUUUCUUGUAAUUGUUUGUUACUCUAUUCAUUAGAAAGUUUCCCCAAACAGGGAACAUUUGAUGAUAAAUAAAUUCAUAGCAGUAUGCUGAUUGAGA